AUGGAUGUUGCUACUAGAUGGAAUUCUACCUAUCUUAUGCUUGAAACUGCAAUUAGAUAUCGACGUGCCUUUGGAUGCUUGGCUAUUCGUGAUAAAAAUUAUGUUCAUUGUCCAUCAAGUGAUGAGUGGAAAAGGGCUGAAAAAAUGUGUGAGUUCUUGAAGCCAUUUUAUGUAAUGACUAAUUUGAUUUCAGGUUCUUCUUAUCCAACUUCUAAUCAUUACUUCAUGCAAAUUUGGAAAAUUGAAUGUUUGUUGCGGGAAAAUGCAAAUAGUGAUGAUUUGACGAUUAAAGAUAUGUCAUUGACUAUGAUGAAAAAGUUUAGUAAGUAUUGGGAUCAUUAUCGUGACAUUCUUGCUAUUGGGGCUAUUCUUGAUCCACGGAUGAAGUUUGAAACAAUCCGAUUUUGUUAUUCAAAGAUUAAUCAUUCUACUUGUGAAGACAAGAUUAAAGUCUUAAAGGAUAACAUGUAUAAGUUGUUUGAAGAAUAUGACAAAUUAAAUCCAAAUGAGUCAAACAAUUCAAGUUCUCAAGUUUCCCCUCCAACACAACUUGCUUCUUUUACGAAUGAUGAGCCAGUGAUGGAUGCAUUUGAUGAAUAUGUUGAUUACUUCAGUCAACAUGUAAAUGACACAGGAAGGUCUGAAUUGGAUCUUUAUUUGUAUGAAGGCAAUCUUCAUCCAAAUUUUUUUGAUAAGUUGGAUGUAUUGAGCUAUUGGAGGGAUCGUCGAGAUCGUUAUCCAAACUUGUCUAAGAUGGCUUGUGACGUGCUUAGCAUUCCAAUCACUACCUUUGCUAGUGAGUUUGCCUUUAGUCUUGGUUCUCGUGUCUUACACCUCUCUCUGCUCAACAUAAAGGAAGAGAAAGGUGAAUCCUUAAGGGCUUACAUUGAUCGUUUUGGGACUGUGGCCCUCAAAGUAAAAUACCUAGAUUAUAGAAGCAUCUGGCAUUACAUGGUCAACGACCUACUGAUAAGCCUUUUUGUAGAUGAUGUGUGCAUGAAUCCCCUAGCCAACAUGAACGAGUUAAGACAACGCACCGCCAAGUUCAUGAGGGUGGAAGACACGAGGAAAUACAAAACUCAAGCUAAGGCUGCAGUCACUUUAAUAAAUGCGGGUAGUGGGAAGUUUUAUGACAUUUAA
This is a messenger RNA of Vigna unguiculata (cowpea), 1140 nucleotides long. Its product is annotated as zinc finger BED domain-containing protein RICESLEEPER 1-like. The record is from RefSeq and is a predicted model, not a curated record. Gene Ontology annotation, molecular function: DNA binding; protein dimerization activity. NCBI's taxonomy places the organism in Eukaryota, Viridiplantae, Streptophyta, Magnoliopsida, Fabales, Fabaceae.